UACAUAUAUAGACUCAUUGCAACAAUUGAUUUACCGGUAUUAACGUUGGACAGUCGAUACGUGUAUAGAGUCCAUCGUAAACAUAUACGAGUAGGUAAAUUAUUAUGGGAAAUCGUAAUCAUAAGUGACAUUCGACAGAGCGCUUGGAACAUAACGUUACGUACGUCGUCACGUAAUUAAAAUCAUAGUUGUAAUUAGAACCCAAUCAAACGACGACGAUCAAAAUAUGCGUUUCGAAACGUCUCUAUUGUUCCUUUGGUCGUCAUUGGAAAUGGUAACGUUUUCGUGGAAUUCACGAGUGCUGGACCGUUUGGCAGUGCAUAGAGGCAGCAGAGUGGCGGUUCGGUUCGAUAAAUUCGAAUGGGCCAUAAACAACGAGUACGGACGCGUGAACCAAGUUUACGUCAGUCAAUCGAACGGAUCCGAUCUCGGCAACGUGGCAAUGACAUUCGAUUUCGAAUUCGUCCUACAGCAAUUGACUGUAGAAAUAUUCAAGUGUAAAGAGCAUUACAUAGAUUGUGUGAAUUACAGAAGUUUUGGAUUCACGCGGUUUUGUGGACACGAAAAUGCCAUACUACUUUUCAUCAAGUUGGGAUACGUCGACCGCGAGUUGUCGUGCACAAUCAAACAGGGACUCUACACGGUGAAGAAUGUAACGUUGAACGUGGACAACGUGGUCGGACCGUUUGCGCUUUCGCUUGAAAAGUGGUGGGAGAAAACGUGGAUAUGGAACAUUACGUUUUUCGCCGACGACGACGCGUUCAUCAUGCGGUCCAACGGACAACUCCGAUUUCUGAUGCUGAAGAGGAGUAGGAGUAACGGCGGUCCGGCCGCACCAGUAGUCGGCGGCGCUCAUUGAUUUUUUUUUUUAGCUUCGAUGCGAAGCCGAAUAGUUAUUAAUUUUACUAUGGUAUG
Molecule: messenger RNA, 915 nt
Organism: Daktulosphaira vitifoliae (grape phylloxera)
Lineage: Eukaryota; Metazoa; Arthropoda; Insecta; Hemiptera; Phylloxeridae
Exons: 4
Coding region: 227-859 (210 amino acids)
Source: RefSeq, a predicted model, not a curated record